AUGAAUAUGUCUGAAAGGAAGUCGUCCCUGAGGUACUCCUCGAAAAAUAGUUUUUCUUACGAGAAGGAGAUGUCCUCUACAACCCUCCAAAUAACCAAAAAUCGGGAUGAGAUAAUAAAGAACAAGGUGUACUGUCCGAUCGAGCUGAAAAAUGUGUAUAAGUUGUUAGAGGAUAGUGACAAGUUGCUGAGCAAUAAAAAUAUCAACGUAGAGUACCUUCUCGAACACAAAAGCAAAGUAAACGAAUUCUUGUCCCUCUGCGAAGGGUACAGGGUCCACGUGAGCAAUCAAAGCAAGCCGGAACUGAAAAAAACAUACAACUCGAUAGAGAAGAAUAUGCACUACCUAAAUAAACAUAUCGAAACGGCUAAGAAGGAUAACAUUAUUUUAAAAAAGAAAUUGAAAAAGUCAACAGAUCCAUUGUUCAUUUCUACACUGGAGCAAAAGUACAAACAAGUUUGUCUAGACAUUGAAAAUAGGAAGAAAGAAAUAAAAUUUUUAAAAGAUAGCAUACGAAAAAAUGAAAAACUAUUGGAUUCAAAUAAAAGGAAACCGAACAAGAUUGCCUUGGAGAAGGAGUACAGGAAUUUACUAAAUCAGCAAUCGACCCUGUGCUCUCGGUUGAUUCAGAUACAGAAUGGAAACCGUCUAUACGAGGAGAAUAUUUGCAAAAUAGAUGCCCAGCUGAAUGAAAUAAAAAAAAAAAUGAACGAACUUAACAUAGACACAAAAAAGGAAGAAGAUGUUCUAGUGGGCAUUGAAAAUGAUGCAUCCAAGGAGAACCUGGAGCGACGCAUAUUCGUCCUAAACACGAAGAGGGACGAAUUGAAGAAAGAAAAAAAUAGCUACAUCAGCAGCUUAAACAAUACGUUGGCAAAGUUAAAAAAACACAUCUCAAAUUUAGAGGAAGAAAAAAGGAACUUGCUUAAUGAAGAAAAGAAUAACCUUGAUAAGCAUAGCAUUUUGAAAAGGGCGUUAAAUAUUAAACUAUUGAAAAACAACAAAAAUGAAGGGAAAGGGAAAGCUCCUUUGGCCAGAAGGGAUAUCAUGGACAAAGGCGAACGUGGCCAUGCAGGUGCAGCUGAUGUGUACCUCCAGAACAGAGAAGAGGAAAAUACAUGGGUAAAUAACGAUCAGGUUGAAGAGAAAAAUUUUAUCGAACAGUUACUCGAAGAUCGAAAUGUCCAUGAACUUUCCGAUGAGGAGGUUGUCCUCACGACACUGAAGGAACGGACGAAGGAAGACAUGUGUGAGGAGGGCCAUGUAUCGGUGCCAACCCAAUCGAAGAGCUUCGCCCAAGGGAAAAAAAACACAGACACGCAGAAAAUAAAAAGAAAGAAAAAAAAAAUAUUCAUCCCAGAGUUUGAAAAUGACAUACUAUUGAAGCUCGAAAAGCAGGUUACCGAAAAACUGAGUCGCAGUGAGGAGGUAAAGGAAAAAGUGACGGAAGAAGUGACGGAAGAAAUGAAAGAAGAAGUAAAAGAGGAAGUGAAAGAAGAAGUGAAAGAAGAAGUAAAAGAGGAAGUGAAAGAAGAAGUGAAAGAAGAAGUAAAAGAGGAAGUGAAAGAAGAAGAAAAAGAAGUAAAAGAAAAAGUGAAUGAAGAAGUGGAUGAGAAAGUCGAUGUAGUGGCUGAGGAUGUGACAGAAGAGGUGGUUGAGGUGAAAGAGGAAGUAAAGGAGGAAGUAACAGAUGAUGUAAUGGAUGAUGUUAAGGAGGCUGUAGAAGAGGAAGUGGAGGAAGGAGAAGAUGAAAAAGUGGCUGGGGAGGUGAAUGAAGAGGUGGUUGAAGAGGUGAAUGAAGAGGUGGUUGAGGAGGUGGAUGAAGAAGUGGUUGAAGAGGUGGAUGAAGAAGUGGUUGAAGAGGUGGAUGAAGAAGUGGUUGAAGAGGUGAAUGAAGAAGUAGUUGAGGAGGUGAAUGAAGCAAAGGACGAAGCAGAAGAAAUGCAAGAAAAUGUGGAAGACACACCAGAAGAAGUGGCAGAUGAACUGGAGAAAGAUGUGCAGGAAAGCACAACUGGAGAGGUACAAAAGGAAGUUGACGAUGAGGACGCAUGUGAUAGCCUCAAUGACGAUCUGGUGGACGAAUUGAAUGAUGACCCACCCGAAAUGCACCAAACGGUCAGAGAAUCUUCCCCAAUUGAAUUCCCCUCCCCGUUGCAAAAGCAGAGCGACGGUGAAACAAGCGAGAGGAGUAUAGAAAUGCAGGAGGAUAAAGAACCGUUGGGGAGUGUCAUGUGGAAAGAAACGGAAAAAUUGGAAGGCGCUGAUAAAGAAGUGCAACGUGAGGAGCAAACAACUGAUGGAAUGGAAGAACGGGAGGAUACUCAGUCAUGUGGAGGGAAAAUAUGUGAGGAAAACAGCGAGUUGCACAAAAUGGACCAGAUAAAUAGUGCUGAGGAAGGGAGAGAUGUGAAGGAAGAGAAAGACUCACGAAACGGAGCAUUCAUAGAUUCCAACAAAGUGGAUAUGAAUGACCAGGACGGGGGCGAUGAACCCAUCGAUGAGGUCGACUCCCCCGCAGAGUAUUAA
Messenger RNA from Plasmodium knowlesi strain H, 2529 nucleotides. RefSeq names its product conserved Plasmodium protein, unknown function. Lineage: Eukaryota; Apicomplexa; Aconoidasida; Haemosporida; Plasmodiidae. The transcript has 4 exons. The coding region runs from base 1 to 2529 and encodes 842 amino acids. The record is from RefSeq and is a predicted model, not a curated record.